Molecule: messenger RNA, 327 nt
Organism: Symbiodinium necroappetens
Lineage: Eukaryota; Dinophyceae; Suessiales; Symbiodiniaceae
Source: the annotation of a GenBank genome assembly
AUGGAAGAGCAGCGCUCCGAAGUCAGCAUUCUCGCCCUGAGCUCUGCAGUGUCAUCACUGCAUCGAGGCCUUGCAGGCGGCAAGCUGGCCGGCCAGCUUGAGGAGCUACGCGCCAGCUCCGUUUGCCGAAGUCGCCUGCUUGCUGAGUCCCAGUGGAGAAACAGACAGCAAUGCCAUCUUGUAUGUUCAUCGGAAAGGAGUAGCCCGAGCGAGCAACAAAUUGGCAGACUAUGGUCAGGUAAUCGGAAUUCAACUUUAACUUUAUCCCCCACCCGCAUCUCUCAGAGGGUUCGAGCUGGAUGGCAUGCAGCCAUGACCGGAUCAUGA